CGCACCGCAGGACGCAUGGGUGAGAACGGCGAGUAUAAACCAGAGUCAAAGCCGUGGAACUUGAUGAUCAAACACAGACAGAUUCAUAGACGAGGACGACGCUCACACAUGACAGUCAGCUACACGGAUCCUCAGGUGUCCAUGGAUCUGCUGAGGGCGGUGCUUCAGCCGAGCUUCAACGAUGACAUCAUGGCUGUGUUCAAGAAGUACCAGAAGUUCUUUGAGAAGGCGGCGGAGAAUGUGAAGGAGAACGUUGGAGACGAGGUUCACACUGAUCAGCUGAUCAGGGAGACCUGCAGGAACAUUCUGGAACAUGCCAAACAGCUGUUUCCAGAGGUGGAGGUGAAGAGGGGUGGGGCAGAAGUUGCCAUCAAGAGGCCCAGACCUGGUGAUGAAGACUGCAGUCAGAGAGGAAGCCCCCUCCCGAAGAAGAGGAAAGCUCGUCCAGGUGCUACGCUCGUCUCCUGUGAUCGACCUCAGACUUUCUCUUCUCAAGUGAAGCUGAAGUCUGAUCCCAUCAAGAAAGAAGGACCAAAGUGGGAUCCAUCCAGACUGAAUGACAGCAGCACGUUCGUUCUGGGCUCCAGAGCCAAUAAGGCGCUAGGGAUGGGCGGGACCAGAGGACGCAUCUACAUCAAACACGCCGACCUGUUCAAGUAUGCAGCAGAUGCAAAGGACAAGCAGUGGUUGGCUGAAAAACACCACAUGAGAGCGACAGGAGGGAAGAUGGCCUACCUGCUGAUUGAGGAGGACAUCCAGGAUCUUUUCCGCAGUGAAGAGUACAAGGACUGUCCAGAUGUCAAGAUGGACGAGUUGAAACCAUUCUCAGUUCCUCCAUGGAUGGUGGAGAAGAUGCAGAGAGCCAUGGAGGCACAGAGAGACACCGAUCUCUGACCAACCCCCCCACGCAUUCCCACACACACUUAAGCACAUGACCUGACCUCUGGCACCUGAUCCAACAAAUGAACUUUGACCUCUCAUCUUAAAACAAAAAUCACUGUAUAGGUCUAUUU
Molecule: messenger RNA, 1013 nt
Organism: Monopterus albus (swamp eel)
Lineage: Eukaryota; Metazoa; Chordata; Actinopteri; Synbranchiformes; Synbranchidae
Product: deoxynucleotidyltransferase terminal-interacting protein 1
Exons: 13
Coding region: 16-894 (292 amino acids)
Cellular component (GO): nucleus
Molecular function (GO): DNA binding; nucleosome binding
Source: RefSeq, a predicted model, not a curated record